AUGACUGAGACACGGCCAGGCCAGGUCGAAGAUUCAAAUUCUUUGGAAACAAACCAACAAGAUGCAACUAAGCAGAAGAGCCGGAAGCCUGCAAACACUGCAUUUCGUCAGCAACGAUUAAAAGCAUGGCAACCUAUCCUUACGCCUAAAACUGUUCUACCACUUUUUUUCGCCAUCGGAUUAAUAUUUGGGCCCAUCGGCGGGGGGCUAUUAUACGCAAGUUCACAGGUUCAGGAAAUUAUCCUCGAUUACUCAAGGUGUUUUCUUGAUGCGCCAGAAUACCCUGAUACUAGCAUCAUGCCUUCGAACCUUGUCGAGUCUCAUUUCAACAAAAAUUCCUCUAGCGUUCAAGGAUCUGCACCAUCCUGGAGUCGUCAAAAUAUAGAAUACACUUAUGCACCUGGUGUUGUUGUACCCACCAUUCAAUGUACACUCAACUUUUCUAUUCCUAGCUCUAUGGAGCCACCCGUACUCUUCUAUUACAAGCUCACCAAAUUCUACCAGAACCAUCGACGUUAUGCGAAAUCGUUCAAUGCCGAUCAACUAGCUGGAAAGGCUGUUUCACACACUGAAAUUGGCAGUAGUGACUGUACACCUCUCACUACAGGACCUGGUAGCGAUGCCCAUAAAGCAUACUAUCCUUGCGGCCUUGCCGCCAAUUCUGUUUUCAACGACACUUUUUAUUCACCUGUGCUAUUGAAUGUUCCUGGGGCUUCAGAGACAAAUGAAACUUACUUUUUUGAGAAAAAUAAGGGAAUUUCUUGGGAUAGCGAUAAACAACUGUAUGGAGAGAGUGAAUAUGCAAAGGACUGGUCGCAGGUUCUUGUCCCACCUAAUUGGGUACUGCGUUAUCCAAACAACUACACUGAUGACAACCACCCAAACCUGAAGGAAGACGAAGCCUUCCAGGUCUGGAUGCGCUUAGCUGGAUUGCCGACUUUCAGUAAGCUUGCCCAAAGGAAUGACACACAUGUUAUGAAAACUGGGACUUACUCGAUAAAAGUUGAUCACCACUUCAACGUAAUUGAUUAUGGAGGCACAAAAUCUAUUAUUAUAUCCACACGGACUGUUUUAGGAGGUCGUAAUCCUUUUCUUGGAAUCGCUUACGUUGCAGUUAGUGCUAUUUGUAUUAUACUCGGUACACUCUUUACCAUUAGCCACCUCAUACGUCCACGAAAGCUCGGUGAUCAUACUUAUUUGUCAUGGAACAAUGAACAACCAAACACAACAUUAGGUAAAAGGAGAGACGGUAAUGAAUGA
Messenger RNA from Blumeria graminis f. sp. triticale, 1260 nucleotides. Lineage: Eukaryota; Fungi; Ascomycota; Leotiomycetes; Helotiales; Erysiphaceae. The record is from the annotation of a GenBank genome assembly.